GAAAUUGAGUAUGCCAUAGUUCCCGGAGAUGGAAGUAUUAAUGAUGGCGCAACCAGAUUUGCACUUCCUAUCACUUCAAGAGGAGAAAUAGUUGUCAGCAAUCCUUUAGACUUUGAAUCUGUUUGGUCAUACACCCUGACCAUUUCUGCAACAGACAAAGCCAGCAAUGUUGCAGAAAGGAAACAGACUACCACCACCAUCACAAUAACUAUAAAUGAUGUAGAUGAUUUAGGACCCAAAUUUGUGUAUUCCUCCUGUUUUAAUGUCAACAAUGUUUGUUUUAACCCAACUUACACAACAAGUGUCACAUCUGGAUCAACGGCUGGCACACUUGUAUUUAACCCAGUACCUGUGGUUCCUGGGAAUCCCAGUGCAGCGGUUGACAUCAUUGCAGAGGACAGGGACACUCUUAAUGCUCCAAUCACCUUUACAAUACGACAAACUUUGCCAGCUGGAUAUGAGAACAGAUUCAAAGUGACCACACAACAAGUUUCUGGCUCAGCAAGUCAAUAUCGAGCUCUUGUAAGCCAAACUGCAUCAAUUGAUAGAUCCCAAGUUUCUGAGCUGGAACUUUUCAUUGAGGCUCAAGAAAAUGUAGCAAACAGGUACUCCAACAGAGCUACAAUAAAAUUAUCAGUUGCUGCGGCCAACAACAAUAACCCCGUGCUUAGUGUACCUUUCCAAGGAUACAUUAACGAAAAUUCACCAGUAGGAACCAUACCAAGGGAUAACGAUGGAUCUAACCUACUGAAAAUCACUGUUACUGAUCCAGACUUAGUAAGAUUAUUUUCAAUUGCAUGA
Molecule: messenger RNA, 801 nt
Organism: Saccostrea cuccullata (small rock oyster)
Lineage: Eukaryota; Metazoa; Mollusca; Bivalvia; Ostreida; Ostreidae
Product: cadherin-99C-like
Exons: 6
Biological process (GO): homophilic cell-cell adhesion; cell-cell junction assembly; calcium-dependent cell-cell adhesion
Cellular component (GO): adherens junction; catenin complex; membrane
Molecular function (GO): calcium ion binding; cadherin binding
Source: RefSeq, a predicted model, not a curated record